This is a messenger RNA of Arachis duranensis, 1237 nucleotides long. Its product is annotated as MYB-like transcription factor ODO1. Lineage: Eukaryota; Viridiplantae; Streptophyta; Magnoliopsida; Fabales; Fabaceae. Bases 40 to 822 code for a protein of 260 amino acids. The transcript has 2 exons. The record is from RefSeq and is a predicted model, not a curated record.
GCAAUCAAAGUAAACAAAGUAGUGUGUUGGUAUAGCAGUAUGGGGAGACAACCAUGCUGUGACAAAGUUGGGGUGAAGAAAGGUCCAUGGACAAGUGAAGAAGAUAAGAAGCUUAUGAACUUCAUCAUGAGCAACGGACAGUGCUGUUGGAGAACUGUGCCUAAGCUUGCAGGCCUUAAGCGUUGUGGAAAGAGCUGCCGUCUUCGUUGGACCAAUUAUCUUCGCCCUGACUUGAAGAGAGGCCUCCUCACUCAUUCUGAGGAGCAACUUGUCAUCGAUCUCCAUGCUCGUCUUGGCAACAGGUGGUCUAAGAUAGCUUCAAGGUUACCAGGGAGGACAGAUAAUGAGAUUAAGAAUCAUUGGAACACACACAUCAAGAAAAAGCUCCUUAAGAUGGGUAUUGACCCUGUUACUCAUGAACCUCUUGCUAAGCAACAGCUAGUUUCAUCAUCAUCAUCUUCAUCCGAAUCAGCAGAGCAAUUGCCAGAACCUCAACAACAGCUCAAGGAAACUGUUGUUAACAAGAACGAUAAUAAUGGGGUACCGGUUCCCAUCAAUUCACAGCAGGAGAACUCGUCGAGUUCGUCACCACCAACUGAAAACUCUUGUUCUGCAUCGGGGGAUGGGGAUGAAUCUCUAAUAUUGAACAGCUUGUGGCUUGAUGAUACUCCACUCAUUGAUGCAUUAUGGGAUACUACUCCUACAUCUUGGUUAUUGGACUGUCAAGACUUUGGCAUUCAUGACUUUGGUUUUAACUGUUUCAAUGAGACUGAGUCAAAUGCUCUCCAAACUCUGGAAACAGAGGAAAAAAAAUGGCAUUAGCAUUUUAGGAUAUACAUGGAGUACGGUGAUGAGUGACCUGUGUAUGUUUAAGAAGGUGAACAUAUAUAUAUAACAGAUAUAACCUUUUAAUUAAAAUACAAUCUAUAUAUACGUACAUAAAUACGUAAAUAUAUACCAUGGUUUUAAACUAAAGUGAACUUGAAAUUUACUAUUGUAUGUUCCGGAAUAUUCUAGGAAGGUGGACGUGAACCUUUACUCUUAAUGAGGUUCCUCGCCAACCAAAAUGCAAAAGUGAUAGCAAACCAAAUCCCCCCAAUGCCGCAUUGCUUGUAAUUUUAAAAGUGCUGUAAUCAUUUGUGUAUGUGUUAGGUUUAGGGACAAAAUCUGGGAACUGUGAACUGCAAACUGUGUGUUGCUUUUUGUGGUUAUAAAACCUAUUGUACAUGGAUGUUGA